Molecule: messenger RNA, 1758 nt
Organism: Lathyrus oleraceus (garden pea)
Lineage: Eukaryota; Viridiplantae; Streptophyta; Magnoliopsida; Fabales; Fabaceae
Exons: 1
Coding region: 1-1758 (585 amino acids)
Molecular function (GO): zinc ion binding; nucleic acid binding
Source: RefSeq, a predicted model, not a curated record
AUGGCCGGAAGAAACGCUGGGAGGAAUGAUGAGGCUCUUGCUGGAGCUAUGCAGGCAAUGGCUCAGGCGUUCCAGAACCCACCCAAUGCUGACGAGAACGUGGGGUCUCGUAGUCUGGCGACGUUUCAGAGGGAGAACCCGCCUACUUUUCUGGGUAGGUAUGAUCCUGAAGGAGCCUUGGCUUGGUUGAAGGAGAUUGAAAGAAUCUUCAGAGUGAUGGAUUGCACUCUUGUGCAAAAGAUCCGUUAUGGAACUCAUAAGCUGUCAGGUGAAGCCGAUGAUUGGUGGGUGGACACUCGUCUAAGGUUGGAAACUGCGGGCGAGGAGAUUACUUGGGAAGUGUUUCGUAGAGAAUUUCUGAGGAAGUAUUAUCCAGAAGAUGUGCGAGGAAAGAAAGAGAUUGAAUUCCUCGAGUUGAAGCAAGGGAACUUGUCAGUCACGGAGUAUGCUGCUAAGUUCACUGAAUUGGCUAAGUUCUAUCCUCACUAUGAUGUAGCCAAUGCCGAAUUCUCUAAGCGCAUCAAGUUUGAAAAUGGAUUACGUCCGGAAAUUAAGAAAGUUGUGGGAUAUCAAAAAAUUCGUGUCUUUGCGGAUCUGAUUGAUAGUUGUAGAAUCUUUGAAGAGGACAACAAUGCACACUAUAAGAUCUUGUCUGAGAAGAGAGGAAGGGGCCAACACAGUCGUGGUAAGCCAUAUGAAACUCCGGUUGGAAAAGGGAAACAGAAAAUGAUUCCGGGUCGAAGAAUAAGUGGGGGAGAUGCUCCUGCUAAUGUUAUCUGUUUCAAGUGUGGAAAGCCGAGUCACAAGAGUAAUGUGUGUAGGCUUGGUGAAACGAGAUGUUUCCGUUGUGGUAUGCCGGGACAUGCGGCUCGUGAUUGUAAGCAGAAGGAUGUUGUUUGCUUUAACUGUGGGGAGGGAGGACAUAUCAGUGCUAAAUGUCAGAAGCCAAAGAGGGGACAAGAGAGUGGUAAAGUGUUUGCUUUGUCGGGAACUCAGACUACAAAUGAAGAUGGACUUGUUCGAGGUACUUGUUUCAUUAAUAACAUUCCUUUAAUUACUAUUAUUGAUACCGGUGCCACACACUGCUUUGUUGCUGCGGAUUAUGUUGAGAGAUUGGGUCUUUCUUUGUCUUCCUUGGGUAGAGAUAUGAUUGUUGAGGUUCCCGCUAAGGGAACGGUAUCUACGUCUCUUGUGUGUAAGAGUUGCCCCUUGUCAAUAUUUGGUAAAGAUUUUGUGGUUGAUCUUGUUUGUUUGCCGCUUGUCGGGUUGGAUGUAGUAUUGGGUAUGGACUGGUUGAAAUCCAACUAUGUUCAUAUUAAUUGCUACAACAACACUGUGAGGUUUUCUUCUGCCGAAGAAGAGGGAAGAACAGAAUUGUUAUCCAAGAAACAAUUGAAGGAGUUCAUAGAAGAAGACGCGUUGGUGUUCUUGUUGAUGGCAAGCUUGUCUGUGGAGAGUCAGGCUGUAAUUACGGACAUGCCGGUGGUGUGCAAUUUCCCUGAAGUUUUUCUCGAUGAGAUUCCUAGUGCACCGCCAGAAAGAGAAGUUGAGUUCACUAUUGACCUUGUACCUAGUACUAGACCCAUCUCUAUGGCGCCGUAUAGGAUGUCAGCAUCAGAGUUGGCUGAACUGAAGAGUCAGCUAGAGGAUUUGCUUGAAAGGAAGUUUGUGAGACCUAGUGUCUCACCUUGGGGAGCUCCAAUUUUGUUGGUGAAAAAAAAAGACGGAAGCAUGCGACUUUGUAUUGAUUAUAGAUAA